UUUUUUUUAUGUUUAUUAUAAUUUUCUUAAAUUUUUUACUAUUAUCAGCUGAAUAUGCCUAUUGUUUUCGCUUUACUUGGAUUGGUCCAUUUCAAGAUAAAGACAAUAUUGCUGAUAUUACGUGUGAAAGUAUACGUGAAGAUUUAACAAAUAUUCCUUGCCGCCAGCCUUUGGUGGUUACCGAUAAUGAUAAUAUACCAGAUACGGUGGAUCUUUGGUCGAAAUAUAAGGAUCAACCAAAUGCUAUAGGAUGUCCUAUGGUACCGGGUCAAUUAUGUGUUAAAUAUACUUAUACAUACAAUAAGGGAGUACAAAACAUCACUUAUAUGUGUGCCAAAGUUAAUACCACAACCGGUUGUUAUCGUCAAAAAUAUAUUUCCGGUUUGGAUGUUGAAGUUUGUGUUUGUAAAUCAGAAUUGGGAGCGAUGCCAUGUAAUACAGCCACAACGAAUGCACAACUAGAACAUAAAUUAUCACUAUUGCUAAUAGCUCUGAUAACAAUAACAAUAUUUUAUAAAUUAUUCGAAAAUAGUUAAUAAUAAUAAAAAAUCUGCAUAAUAAAAAAAAAAACUGCAACAAGAAAAAAAAUCAAAUGACUUUUUGUUGUUUGAGAAAAAAAGUACUGAUUUUAAGGAAAUAUCAUUAAUAAAACGUCAAUAGA
Messenger RNA from Lucilia cuprina (Australian sheep blowfly), 661 nucleotides. RefSeq lists its product as uncharacterized. The record is from RefSeq and is a predicted model, not a curated record. Lineage: Eukaryota; Metazoa; Arthropoda; Insecta; Diptera; Calliphoridae. The coding region runs from base 9 to 536 and encodes 175 amino acids. The transcript is spliced from 3 exons.